Messenger RNA from Doryrhamphus excisus (bluestripe pipefish), 1978 nucleotides. RefSeq names its product secernin 3 (gene scrn3). Gene Ontology annotation, molecular function: cysteine-type exopeptidase activity; dipeptidase activity. Gene Ontology annotation, biological process: proteolysis. The record is from RefSeq and is a predicted model, not a curated record. Lineage: Eukaryota; Metazoa; Chordata; Actinopteri; Syngnathiformes; Syngnathidae.
GACGCAGGAUGGAAAUCCUUUUUACACAUAAAAUUCGCAAAAGACUUCCCCAUCACUGCUCAUCUAACGACUGCAAGUCGAGGUUAAAAGUCUUUUAGCUAACGCUUGUUGACGAUAUUCCUUCCGGAAGUACACAAGACGGAAGCGGAAGCUCAGAUUUUUUUAUUGCCCAAAACAUUUUAAAAUAAAUCAGUAUCGCUUUAUUGCGACUGAACAUCAUAUAUAAGAAGAAUAAACAUAAACAAUUAAAUUAAAGUAAGUUCGACUCAUUCAUUGUAAGAUCUUUGUAAGACUGGAAGUCACAACAAGCAGUGCCGUCACACCGCAGGAGUGUCGUAAAUCUCAGCUAGCUUGAAGGAAUCGAGUAAAACAACGUGCUGUCAUCCGUUUCCAGUCUUAGCAAUAAAGACGUGACGUGACGUCACUGACAGUCGUAAACAACGAGCCUUCAAAAACUUUGAGCUGACUUCCGGUGCUGUAAUGAGCCACCAUGCGCCCAUCUUCUUGUGACACCUUUGUGGCUCUUCCCCCCUCCACGGAAGGAGCCCGAAUCAUUUUCGGAAAGAACUCUGACAGGCCGUGCGAUGAAGUCCAGGAGGUGGUUUGCUUCCCUGCCUCAGACUACCAAGAGGGGUCAAAGGUUGAGUGUACUUACGUGGAGAUCGAGCAGGUUCCCCACACUUAUGCAGUGGUUUUGAGCCGACCCGCAUGGUUGUGGGGGGCAGAAAUGGGCGCCAAUGAGCACCAAGUUUGUAUUGGCAAUGAGGCGGUGUGGGGACGAGAGAGCGCUGAUGGCGAGGAGGCUCUGCUAGGAAUGGAUCUUGUCAGGCUUGCACUUGAGAGGGCGGACACUGCUGAGAAAGCGGUUCACGUCAUAGCUGAGCUGCUGGAGAAACACGGCCAAGGAGGAUGCUGCUUGGAGGAAGAAGGUGGCUUCACUUACCACAACAGCUUCCUGAUCUCAGACAGGAAGGAGGCGUGGGUGCUGGAGACCUCCGGGAAGCACUGGGCCGCGGAGAGAGUGGAAGGUGGCUAUCGCAACAUCUCAAACGAGUACAGCAUCACAACAAAGAUUGACAAAGAACACCCAGACUUGCGCAAAUACUCACAGAGUAAAGGCUGGUGGAACGGAAAGGCUGAGUUCAACUUCGCCGCCGUGUACUCCUACACGAAGACAUCCAGAAUCGAAGACUCUGGCAGUCGAUACUGCGAAGGGAAGAAGUUGCUGGCAAAGAGCGAUGGGAGCAUUUCCGCUCAGACCAUGAUGGACAUCCUGAGGGAUAAAGAGAGCGGCAUCAAUAUGGAGGGCAUGUUCAUGACGACAGGCAGCAUGGUGUCGGUGGUACCAAUGGAUCGGGAUCUCCCGGGGGUUCACUAUUUCACCGCCACUCCAGAUCCUGAAAGGUCUGUGUUCAAACCCUUCGUUUUCACGCAAAACGCCAACUGCGCUCUGAAGCAGACCACCUCUCCCAGUUACGGCCCCGACGACCCGGUAAAGCGGAAGCCGCGCUUCCAGAGCAAGCCCGACCGAAGGCACGAGCUGUUUAGCAAACACGAGGCGGUGGCCGCCAUCAUCGACGCACACAAGGAGCGAGGAGGGAAGAUCAUGCUCGGCAUGAGAAAGCUGGAAAGUGAGAGAAUGAAAGCGAUGGAAGAGAUUCUCUGUCAUGGCGUCAAGCAGCCUGGCGUUGUGGUGGAUGUGUUCUCAAGCUGCGUGAAGGACGAGAUGGAGCUGUACAGCAAAGCCUUCUAACUGAAUGGACGCUGAGUGAGGACACUAUUAGCAAAUUCUACUGGUGAAACGUAAAGAAAUCAGGAAAGAUGCAAAAAGACAAAAAUACAGCAAUUGCAAUUCUAAGAUUUAUUUGCAACAAUUAAUUAACAAUAAAUACGCAGCACUGGCUUUAUUAGAAAUACUACAGGGUAUCCACAAAGUAUUAUGUUUCCACGCUGUCAUGUUCAAGAUAUCAAAAAAUUC